Messenger RNA from Daldinia caldariorum, 1707 nucleotides. RefSeq lists its product as uncharacterized. The transcript has 5 exons. The record is from RefSeq and is a predicted model, not a curated record. NCBI's taxonomy places the organism in Eukaryota, Fungi, Ascomycota, Sordariomycetes, Xylariales, Hypoxylaceae. Bases 221 to 1336 code for a protein of 371 amino acids.
UUUAAUGAGUAGUAUAUAUGCAGUUACUACAACCCCCCAUCAGACACUAAUGUAUCUGCGAACAAAUGACAUUGGGACGGCCACGGGACUUAUUUAGGACGGUUUAUUAUCAAACGAAACACAAGGUACUGUGGAAGCUGAUGAUGUGGCAUAUGGUUCUAUAAGACGAGCGAACUGGCAUACAACUUGGUUCCAUGAAUUUGCAUCUGUACAUUUAUUUAUGAGCUACUUCGACCAAUUCCCACCCACUAUGAGAAUUCCAAGCUGGCCGAAGUAUAAAAGGGAAACAGAACCCAGGAACUUCCUCAAGGUUCUUGUUGACCCUCUAGCGGCAACCAUCGACAUUGUCGCCGUCCAUGGUCUCAAUCCCCUCGAUAAGCCAUCGCAUGCGGAAGCCACCUGGACAGCUGGCGACAAGCUGUGGCUGAAGGACUUCCUUCCGGAGGAACUUCCGACCGCUAGGAUCUUAUUAUUUGGAUAUAAUUCGAACGUUGCAUUCCAAACCGCAACUGCAGGUGUAAGGGAACAAGCCGAAAACCUCUUGAAUCGUCUAGAAGGAGCCCGAGCUGGCAGUCCUAAUCGCCCCUUGAUUUUCAUAUGUCAUAGUUUAGGAGGAAUCAUAGUCAAGCGAGCUCUGUUUCAUUCAAGCAACGACCGGACUUAUGGAUCAAUUGCAGAAUCUACAUUCGGCAUCACGUUCUUUGGUACACCGCACAGAGGAGGAAAUAAAGCAGGAAUAGGAGGGGUGGUAGCGAAUAUUGCUCGUUCCCUGUUGGGAAAUCCUGGCAAUACAUUUAUGAGCGCUGUCAGGGAAGGGGCCUUUCUGGAUCUCAUCGAGGAUGAUUUCCGCCAGCUUCUCGAGAAUUUUCAAAUUCUUACCUUUUAUGAAACUAGGCCUCUAGGGCGCUUUGGUAUUGUCGUGGGACAGAGCUCUGCGAUCCUCGGACUGCCCGGAACUCGCGAGAAACAGAUAGCUUUAGACAAAGACCAUAAAGGCAUAUGCAAGUUCAGCAGCGAUGAUGAUCCUGACUAUCAGCUAGUAGCAGAUAAUAUAGCCAGCAUGGUUGACAGCGCGACCCGUGCGCAAGUAUCACCAGAGCCUAUUGAUAUUGAAUCCGAAGGAAACACGUCGAGUUCCUCAGGGUCGGACAAUAGCACAUGGCAAGCUGGGUUUGGAAACAAAAGCCAGAUGAUUGGAAACGCAAAUAGGACCCGUCAGCUCGGUAACGGAAACAAAAGCGACAACUUUGGAAAUGAUAAUAAAACCGUGCAGAUAUCGAUGGGGUGGUUAGAAAUGCAAGACUGCAUAGACCUGCUAAAAUACUUCAAAUUUUGAAUAUAUAUAGGUAUCAAGUUAUUCCUACCUCCUAGGACCUACGUACCUAAGGGUAGGUAGGCGAUUGAUACAUUUUGAAGUCACGGGUUCGUCCAAAUACCUGUCAGGUAUAUAUCCCUGAUGGAUGUCAUAUAAAGUGUGAGUGUCAGGGUUGCGCAUGCAGCAUAUCGGGUUUUGGCAUUCUCAGAUUUUCAAUUCUGUCAAACAAAAAGUACUAUCAAAAAAAAAAUAUCGCAAUAUUUGUUAGAAGACUUCGUAUAUAAUUAUUACUUUUUUGUUCAAAUUUUUACGAUUUAUUCCUAUGGUUAUUUUCGUGUUAGGGAUGGUACUGUUUCUAGAGAGAAAUGCCAAGACCCGGCCAUUAAUUCUCG